This is a messenger RNA of Tarenaya hassleriana, 2160 nucleotides long. RefSeq lists its product as uncharacterized. Lineage: Eukaryota; Viridiplantae; Streptophyta; Magnoliopsida; Brassicales; Cleomaceae. The transcript has 5 exons. The record is from RefSeq and is a predicted model, not a curated record. The coding region runs from base 473 to 1963 and encodes 496 amino acids.
AGAUUGUUUUGACCCCCAAAAAAACUUCCUAGGUCUUUCAAUCAGCGAGAGCAAGCUCCGGUUGUACUGUAGUAAGCGACCGAGGUUCUCUUCGAUGGCCGUCGAUGGAAGCGAAGUGGAAGGUGAAUUAGAUAAUCGGAAUGAGGAAUUGCAGAAGCAAUGGGGUCUUUAUAGGGAGUACCGCAAUGGUUAAAACCCCGAUUUUGGUGGAUAAAAGAGGAUGAAUUUUGUACUGCGGAGGCUUUAUCGCUUCUGGGAAACAUUCAACUAAGCAGUCCUGGGGAAGCUCAAAGGGCUGUUUACAGUUUUUUAGGGAAUCUAGGUUUUGAUGUUGGGACCAUUGUCUCCACGAGAUGUCAGAAGUGAGACCUUUGAAAACUGGAACCUUCAGGGUUCAUUAUAUAUAAGGGCAUCAUAGCCAGAACUUUAUUCAUCCUGCAUUCCUUGAAUUGAAUUGCCAGGAAUUCUCAAAAUGUCUAGCGAUUCAAAUACACCAAAGAUCCCUGUUAAACUUCUUGUCGACAGACAGAAAAACAAAGUUGUGUUGGCAGAGGCUGGUAAAGAUUUUGUGGAUAUACUCUUUAGUUUUCUGACUCUCCCACUUGGGACCAUUGUCAGACAACUGGAGGAUCAUCAUGGAAAGCCUCAGCCAACCAUCAUCGGUUGUCUCGCCAACCUUUACGGAAGUGUUGUGGAUAUGGGCAUUGAUAAUUUUUCGACUGAGGUCUGUAAGGAAAUGCUACUGCGCCCAAGGAGUGUGAACGAGGACAGGUUCAGAAGGGUUAAGGUGAACCUACACGGUGACGCUACGAGGUACUUUAUGUGCCCAAUGUUUGAUGAUAAGAGCUCAUGCAGCAAAUGGUACAGCAAUUAUAGUACCUCGAGAUGCAGCUGUGGAAAGUUGAUGGAUGUGGAGAUCGGGUUACUGGAAGAUGACAAAGUUACUGAUCUCGUGGGAGAUGGUGGAGUAUUUGUCAGCGGCCAAACUGGAUUCAUCAUCACGGACUGCUUGAAUGUGCAUCUCAACUCUGUUGGUCUUGUCUUGAGCACACUGAAAGGUUUAGGGUAUGCAGAUCUUAGUGAGUUGGGGACAUUGGUCAUCGAUGUUGGUUUCAAAGAGGUUAUGACUUUACUUGGGUGUUUAUUCACUUCGGAUAGUACUUUGACGGAUGUUUUUCUGAGGAAGCAGAGUUUAUAUCGUGUGCCUAGGAUGAAUGCGGCGGCAUAUCGACUUGGGCAGGGAUGUGGAAACAAAAUAUCUGGUGAAGUAAUAGCUUUGACUGUUUUUGUUAAGAAACAGGACAGAAAGAUCCUAUGUUUUGAAUGUGGGGAGGACUUCAUUGAUCUUCUUUUCACUUUUCUUGCUGUCCCUUUGGAUUAUGCAUGCCAAAUCUGCUGUUUCAACUUAGGAAACGUUGACCCCUUAUGGAGAAGCUUUGAUUACUUGUGCUGUAACAAAGGGAGAGAAAAAUCGACGUUGAAGUGCAUGCUUCCUUGGUAUUACAGAUGCCAGAAUGAGCUUCUGUAUGUUGCAUAUCAGCAGGCACCUAUUUAUUACCGUUGCAUUUCUUACACUUCUGGGAAGUUCACACGGUAUAGCUUGACUAGUGACAUCAACAAGCCUCUUGUUUAUGGUUGGGACAAGCUUGUGCCUAUGAUCUCUGUUGAUCCAAGGUUGAAGAAUAGCUCAGAGUCAAUGGCUGCCAGUAGUGGGUUUGUGAAAAGAAAUGGAAGGUUCAUGGUGUCAGAUGAUUUAACUGUAACGCCUCUCAACUCUUCCUCGACCACUUUCUUGCUGAAGAAAUUGCAGGUUCACUUGGACGAUUUCGAGGAGCAAGCUAUUAGCAUUGGGAAGAAUGAGGCUGCUACCUUGUUCCGAGCUUCAUUUUUGACAUCCUCUGCCUUAACCACUGCUUUCCGGAGCUUACUCGCCAAGAACCCGAAGCAGAAUCGUCGUGUUUGAAGGAUCCCCAGUGUCCAACGUUUCUGCCAGUCUUUCGGACUUUGCAAUAUCCUCUCCUUCUGUUCUUUUUUUUUUCCUACUAAAUGCUAUAUUGCUUUAACGUCUCUCUUUUUUGGUUCCUCGACAUUGUGUAUUACUGAUGCAAGUUUAUGAAAUUGAACUGAUGAUUAUUAGUGUCUCUAAUUCAUAGAUGAUGA